Messenger RNA from Labeo rohita (rohu), 899 nucleotides. RefSeq lists its product as uncharacterized. Lineage: Eukaryota; Metazoa; Chordata; Actinopteri; Cypriniformes; Cyprinidae. The record is from RefSeq and is a predicted model, not a curated record. The coding region runs from base 72 to 683 and encodes 203 amino acids. The transcript has 5 exons.
UGAGAAAUGAAACAGAAACUCACAAUUACGACGGCGUUCAUAGCUCAUCGUUCUUCUCCCCGAGUGACAAGAUGGCAAGUGAGAUGGAAAAAAUCUACAAAAUUUUAGAAAGAAACAAACUACAAGGGUUCUAUAACCAGUUUGUUCAACUUGGGAUUGAGAGCGUUCAGGAUUUUAUUGAUGGUGUAACUGAUGAAGACUUGGACAACAUGAGAUUUACCAAGGUUCAGAAGAAUAAAUAUAAAAACAUGAAAGAUGAGAUUCAGAGACUUGGUGCAGGUCCUGUCCAAAAUACAUUGACAAAAUCACUGCAGGCAUAUGGCCUGUAUUAUUCAUUUCCAAAAUGUCCAGAGCGCAGAGAAAUACUUGAUAUGGACCCACAAAACACGGUAGAAGAUCUUAUUCUGAAAAUCAGCAUCAUGGAGAACCUUAGUAACCAAAUGACUGUGUGUCUGUUCACUGCUGAAGGAAUGCCUUUAACAGAUGAUCCAUUUUUCAAUACAUGGUCCCUGAAAGACAGGCAUAUUGAAAAUGGAAGUGAACUCUAUGCCAUAUUUACACCAAAAGAAAAUUUAAGAGAGUCUCCCAGCAACCCCCAGCAAAACGACAUAAGAAAUGAAGGCCCAGACACUGUUUUCUGUCACGUGAUGCUAAAAGUAUCAAGCCAAAAAUGUUUUUGUUAAAAAGAAACCAUUAACCAUUUCCCAAACCAUCCAUGCACUUAAGAAAUGAAUUGGUUAAAUGUCAUCUCUGUGUAUACAAGCUUCUUUUGUAAUUUAUUUAAUUGUGGUGUUAAAAUUGUAAACUUAAAAUUUAAACUUGUAACUUUACAAUUCUAUGUCUUUAAUAUGGGCCACAACAUAUAAUACAUUAAAAAUUUCAUAUAAUAAAUACAGACA